UCAAACUGAACAUGGCUGCGGGUAAAGAUGUCCAUGAAAACACAGAAAAUAAAAGAGGUUCAGUGAGAAGGAUGGGGAUCAAUCAGGAGGAAUCACCUGGGGGCCCUCACGCUGGCCAUCCACCAGUCAUCUUCAACCCGGACUUUUUUGUGGAGAAACUCCGCCACGAGAACCCUGAUGUUUUCCUGGAGCUGCUGCUUAGUAAUAUCACUCGCCUUAUUGAUCUACCUGGGACAGAGUUUGCGCAGCUCCUUGGUGAGGAGGCACCUAAGACCCCAACAGGUGGAAAUGGAGGCUUCUUUCGCUCUUUCAACUUCCUCAAACGCAAAGAUAAAGGCUUUGUGUUUGGAACGCCACUGACAGAGAGCUGCAUUGCCCAGAUCUACCAGCUCAUUGAGUACCUCAGUAAAAAUCUGCACGUGGAGGGUCUGUUCCGGGUGCCAGGUAACAGCGUUCGGCAGCAGACCCUGAAGGAGCUUCUCAACAGCGGAGUCGAUGUCGACCUGGAGUCUGGAGACUUUCACCCCAAUGACGUGGCCACCCUGCUCAAGACUUUCCUGGGAGAGCUGCCCGAGCCCCUGCUCACACACAGACACUUCCACGCACACCUCAAGAUAGCUGAUAUCACUCUGUUUGACGAACACGGCAACAAGACCGCGAUGCCCAACAAGGAGCGUCAAAUAGAAGCCCUGCAGCUCCUCUUCCUGCUGCUACCUCAGGCCAACCGCUCACUGCUCAAACUGCUGCUGGACCUGCUCUACCACACCGCCAAGCAGCAGGACAAGAACAAGAUGUCCGCCUUCAACCUGGCCCUCAUGUUUGCCCCGCAUGUCCUCUGGCCCAGACAUAUGACAGCUGGCGACCUGAAAGACAAUCUGAAGAAACUAAACAACAGCAUGGCCUUCCUCAUCAAACACUCACAGAAACUCUUCAGGGCUCCCGUCUACCUGAGAGAAUACGCCAGAGUGCACUUCACUGGGAACAAGGUUCUGCAGACCAAGGAUGAUCUGGAGCUGCUGGCGCUGAGCAGCUCUCCUGCACAGCGGACAGUGUUGCCCCUGAAGAGGACGGCUGUUCAGGGCCCCAGCUCUCAGGAGCAGUGCCAGUCACCGGCUCAGCAAUACACAGAAGAAGCUCUGAAGGAGCUCUUCAGACACGUCCACCACAACAUGCCAGACUCGGCCAAGAAGAAGAAGCUCGUCAGACAGUUAGUCAAACAGACAACCUCACGAACGCCCACUAAUGAGCACCAGGCCCCUGCAGCUCCUAGCAAGAAACAUCCACGCUCCCGCUCGUUUGGUGGCCUCAUCAAGCGCAGAGCUCGUGGUGAGCAGCUGACAGCAGAGAGGCGGGUCCGACACAUCUCCCCUGAAACUGUCACCAGUGCAGGAAGAAAACUUGGUAAAGAAAACGUUGUCCUACAAAGGGUGAACAGCCCAUUUAAUGAUCAUGUGUUGGGAAAGGCGGGGCUGGUAGUAAAAAAUCCAGACUUUGCUUUCAAGAAGGACAAAGCUCUAAAGGUUUCCAAGGACUCUCCCUCUGUGACCAAGAUGUGUUUCUCUCCCGCUCAGGAGAUCUCACUUUAAAACCUGACAACUCCUCCUUGUCACGGGCAGGACUUGGGCAGUAUUAAUAUUUCUAUUCCUCCUGUUUAUCAUCGUGGUACGUCUAUUCUUACUGUGACUAAUAUAAAGCGGCUUUAGCCUCGGCCAGAAGAGCCAAACCAAGGCCAGGAGCUCACCGCUGGACAUUGAUCAAGAUGUGAGUUAUAACCUGGUGCAAACAGUUCAACUAAAUCCUCUGCUGUAACAUCUAGAUCUAAGAUGUCCUCAGUUUGAAGUGAGGGCUUCAAAUCAUACAAAACCUGUGAUAACCUUGAUAUAUAAUAUCUGAUAGCAAAUGCUAAAUGCUUUUUUACAUCCAGAAAUAUUUUUUAAAAGUCCCAAAUUUCUCUUAGUUCUGUUUAUUAGGAUUUCAG
Molecule: messenger RNA, 1978 nt
Organism: Centropristis striata (black sea bass)
Lineage: Eukaryota; Metazoa; Chordata; Actinopteri; Perciformes; Serranidae
Gene: arhgap19
Product: Rho GTPase activating protein 19
Exons: 12
Coding region: 12-1586 (524 amino acids)
Biological process (GO): signal transduction; regulation of small GTPase mediated signal transduction
Cellular component (GO): cytoplasm
Molecular function (GO): GTPase activator activity
Source: RefSeq, a predicted model, not a curated record